This is a messenger RNA of Cladocopium goreaui, 1662 nucleotides long. NCBI's taxonomy places the organism in Eukaryota, Dinophyceae, Suessiales, Symbiodiniaceae. The record is from the annotation of a GenBank genome assembly.
AUGGCUGAGACUACUGCUGAAAUUCCAACCUUGGUGAUUCCCGACACCCCUCAGUUCGAGAGUCAAGAUGGGCACGGACAGGGUGAGACCUUUUACGGUCACGACACCAAGGAGGAUGGAGAGAACGAGCAGGGUGAAGUUGAAGUUCCUAGUGCUCAGCAAGACCCGUCUGAAGGUUUGGCAGGGCCAGCGCCCACUGCACUGGAAGAAGGUGAACAACCAGGGUCCAGCCCAAAGGAGUCACAGAUUGUGGCUGGUGACACUGACGCUCUUCGCCGCAGUGAUGCUAUGACUGAAGAGGACUUGCAGCAGAUGGAGGAGCUGAACUUUGGUACUUGCAAAAAGUGCGGCCAAGAACAGGAGUUGGACCAGUGUGUGGUGCGAGGGCCCUCAGAGAUGUGGUGUUUGGCCUGUAAUGCCAUUUACGUCAUGUUGAAGAGGAACAUGCGUUGGCCUCCCAAGGAGUUCGAAGGCAUGGAUGAUGUGGCCCAGCAGCAGUUCUUUCUGCGAUGCCAGAAAGAAAAGGAGGCGGCUAAGAAAAGCCAAUUUGCUUACAGCCGGGUCCGAGAGACUCUGACCCGAGUCCUCGUGGAUGAGCAGAUUCGUUUGAAAAAAAUCGCUGUUGGAGGAACGUAUCUGCCGCUCAGCGUGUACCGCCAGCGUGGAUACAUCAUCGACAGUGACUUUGAGAAUCGCAACCCCAAACAAUGGUCACACGGUCUGAACGACUGGACGUUUUUGUUGGUGGAAACCAGUAUCCAUGAGGAAGACAUCAAAUCCACCAUUGAGAAAUCCAUCACUGAGUGCGAGAAGAACAUCCGGAAGAGAAAGCAAGAGGCUUUGACAGAGAAGAACCCAGAGGAGUUGGAAGCCAAGAGUGCCAGGACGGACAUGACAGUUGUGAUGGAUCUGGUGUCGGAGUCGGAAGACGAAGGAACAAAGGCGAAGGAGCAGGACAGCAAGAAAGACAGCAAGAACCUGACUGGCAAGAAGUUGGAAGCGCACUUGAAGCGUGAGGCUGCCAAACAGCAAAAGGAAGCAGCUGCAGCUGGGAAAAAGGCUGAGGCCGAAAGAAAGAAGGAAGCAAAGAAAGCCACCAAGGUUUCCUUUAGCUUAUCCACCAAGAACUGCAAGGCUUUGACCACCGCAUGCACCACCGCUGAGGAUGUGCUCCAGAAAGCUAACAAUGCCGGCCUGGCAACUCAGGAUCAGGUCAAAAAGCUGAGCGAACAGCUGGAGAUCGUUGAUGGCAGGCGCAAGGAUUGUGUUCAGGCUUUGGGCCACAUCAGCAAGAACCACAAAGGUGAGCUGGCAGCUUUCGAGUGGAACCAACGCGAGUGCACUUUGGAGUUGAAAGACUUAGGUACCCUCACGAAAGAGGUCAGAAAGAUCAGAUCACUGCUGAGUUUAAGAAGGAGCAGCAAGCGGAGAAGGCAGCCGGAAAGGCAGCCAAAGCUGGCGCUUGAAAGUGUAGCUAUAGCUAGGGUUUUUUUCAUCGUUUUGAAACAAGCGAUGAUGGGUAUAUACACGCAAUAUAGUGUAGAUCUUUCUCAAGAUGGAACAUUGCUAGUUGGGGUGUCUUUAGCAGUGCGGUGUGUGACCUGCAUACACCAAGAGUACCAUAGAUCAUUGGCGAUGGCAGGCUCAGGAGCAACCAAUUAA